Lolium rigidum is the source of this 2986-nucleotide messenger RNA. Its product is annotated as phosphoinositide phosphatase SAC3-like. The transcript is spliced from 15 exons. Gene Ontology annotation, cellular component: intracellular membrane-bounded organelle. Gene Ontology annotation, molecular function: phosphatidylinositol-3,5-bisphosphate 5-phosphatase activity. The record is from RefSeq and is a predicted model, not a curated record. Gene Ontology annotation, biological process: phosphatidylinositol dephosphorylation. Bases 196 to 2550 code for a protein of 784 amino acids. NCBI's taxonomy places the organism in Eukaryota, Viridiplantae, Streptophyta, Magnoliopsida, Poales, Poaceae.
CCUCGUGGCCUGGGGCUCGGCCUCGCGGGCGGCGCCGCUGUGAUCCGCGCGGGGUUCCCGGGGGAAUGCUCUACCUCAAGCUGCCGGGCGUGGAUAUAGGGUCCCUGCGAGGGCCGGCGGGGCUGUGAUCUGCUGGCGCCGGCGGAUGCGAGGUUGGGAUUGUUGAGCCCGCCAGCGUCGGGGAUUCGGACGGCCAUGGCUGCUCCGGCGGAGGUGGACACCUGCCUCGAGAGCUUCGAGCUGUACCAGGCCGACUCGACAUUUUAUAUUCUUGGAACUAACACUGACAAAACAUUAUGGAGAUUACUUAAGAUUGAUAGAAUGGAGCCAUCAGAGCUUAACAUAGACGAGGACUGUACCAUGUACUCACAGAGUGAAUAUCUUGAUCUGCUAAAAGUUCUAGAUGAAGAGCAUAGGUCAACCGGUGGAGUCAAUUUUGUUACAAAUUGUUGUGGAAUCAUCGGUUUCAUUAAGUUCCUUGGGCCUUAUUACAUGUUAAUUAUCACCGAGCAGAGAAAAAUUGGUGCUAUGUUUGGCCAUCCAGUUUACCAAGUUACUAAGACGGCAAUGAUCGAGGUAUCUAAUUGCAAAACAAGGCCAACACUUUUUAAUUCCAAGGAUGAAAACAGGUACAAGAAGCUCUUGCAGACUAUAGAUCUUAGGAAGGACUUUUUUUUCAGCCACUCGUACCAUAUCAUGAGAAGUUUCCAGGAGAAUUUUAGUGAUCCACAGGAAGGGUGGGACCUAUAUGAUACAAUGUUCGUAUGGAAUGAAUAUCUAACACGAGGGUUUCGUAACGUUCUGAAAAGUACCCGAUGGACUGUUGCAUUAGUCUAUGGUUUUUUUAAACAGGAUAAAGUCACAGUUUCUGGCAAGGACAUUAUGUUGACACUCAUUGCUAGACGAUCGAGGCAUUAUGCUGGAACCAGGUAUUUAAAGAGAGGUGUAAAUGAGGAGGGCAGAGUAGCAAAUGACGUUGAGACUGAGCAAAUUGUUUAUGAAGACACACUUGGACCUAGGCAAAUCAGCUCUGUUGUGCAGAACAGGGGUUCGAUUCCUCUAUUCUGGUCCCAGGAGACAUCAAAGCUCAAUAUUAAGCCAGAUAUCAUAUUGCAUGAGAAGGACAAUAAUUACGAAGCUACCAGACUUCAUUUUGAAAAUCUUAGGAGGAGAUAUGGAAAUCCUAUCAUUAUCUUAAACUUGAUUAAGACACGCGAGAGGAGACCACGGGAGUCUACACUUCGUCAAGAAUUCGAUAAAGCAAUAAAGAUUAUAAAUAAUGGUCUACCAGGAGAAAAUCAUUUGAAAUUUUUACAUUGGGAUCUUAGUAAAAGCACUCAAAGCAAAACUAUAGAUGCCCUUCAAGUACUGAUGAAAGUGGCAUCUGAAGCACUGAACUUGACAGAAUUCUUCUACUGUCAAGUUUCCUCGGAUCAAACACCUGGGAGCUCCCUUAAUUUACAUGCUCCAUUGAACAAUGGCUGUGGCCUUGGUGCGUGUGAUGACAACCAUGAUGGUGACAAUGUGGACUGUGUCAAUAAUAAUGAUGACAUUUCCCAAGAAGAUACCCGUGUCAGUUCUGAUACUUCCACUAAUGAAAUUCCAGAACAUGUAGUCAGUAACAAUGGACCUAUGCCAGUAAAGCCUCCAAAAUUACAAAAGGGUGUCUUGCGCACAAACUGUAUAGAUUGUUUAGACCGCACAAACGUUGCUCAGUAUGCCUAUGGUUUAGCUUCUCUUGGACACCAGCUGCAUGCACUUGGUGCUGUAGAAUCCCCAGAGCAUGAUUUGGACUCCCCCCUCGCCCACCAUUUGAUGCAUUUUUAUGAGCGGAUGGGCGACACACUUGCUUUACAAUAUGGUGGUUCGGCUGCACAUAAUAAGAUAUUCUCUGCAAAGAGAGGGCACCUUAAGUUUGCUAUUCAGUCUCAGGAGUUCUUCAGGACACUACAACGAUACUACAGUAAUGCAUAUAUGGAUGCUUACAAACAGGCAGCAAUAAAUUUAUUUUUGGGACACUGUCAACCGCAUCAGGGCAAAUCUGCACCUUGGGAGCCAGAGUCUGUUGCUGGGGAGAAUGUCCUUGAUGACAAUACGAGUAAAAUGAUGAAAAGGGCAAGAUCAGAUGGUAGCAUUCUUCGUAAAAGCAACACAUCGAUGUCCAGCAACGGUCAAAAUGGAAUUUCAGCAUCAGGAUUUAGUGAUUUAAAAAAUGAGCUACAACCUCCAAACUGCCGGUCUGGUUCAGUACAUGAAAUUUUAUGUACCUCUAAUAAUGCAGUGUCAAAGUCAAGUUAUACUCCUACAGUGUCACGCAUUAAGUAUGCGAGCUGUGAGCUUGACUACUGCAACGGUUCUGGGGAUUCAAAUUUCCUUGAUCUCGACUGGCUUUCACCUUCAGAAAAUGAAAGGUCAAGAGCCGGAAGUACUCCUGAUGUGAAUGUUUCAACUGAUAUUGGUGCCAGUGGUCACACUCCAGAGAUUGAGGCUCAUGGGUUAUCCGGAAGUUUCAUGCAGUGGGUUGAUCAGGGAGAGGCUUUUUGGUACUAAUGAUAUUGCCAAAUGAUUUAUCACUACACCCAAGCUGCAUGAUGGCAUCAGAUAUGAAAUAUUGCCACUACCAUACUACUUCCGAUAUACAAUCUCACGGAGUCACACCAUUCAAGAUCCAAGUAGUCCUUUAGUGAAGUGUAACUAUUCUGGUCCACCAGUUCAUCUGUUAUUAUUUCUUCUAGAUGCAAGUAGAUAGGCAUUGUUCUAUUUUCUUAAAAGAAAAGAAAGAAUGUAGGUAGUGUAUUAUUCUUUGGAAGUUGUACCAUUGCUCAUGUUUCCAUUGUGUAAAUAUAUAUGUUCGAAGUGUUGAUGUCCCCCCAAGUUGAAGUGGACUUGAAAUCAACAUUUUUUCCUCAACCUCUUUGGCUGGGAUAUCUUGAAACAUGUACCCUCUAUUUUUCGUUUCAGCAGACAAGAUACUGUUGUGUACUUU